AAUCUUACUAUUAGUAUAUAUCUCUACUAAUCCGCCCGUUCGUGCUCCUCUGUUCGUCAGGAAGAGGCAGAGGAGGGGCGCCGCCGGCGGACCGCGGCAACUCAGGCGAUCGUAGGCGGCGAAUCCGACCUCCAAGUUAACAAUGAUCAACCAUACAGUGUGCAAAAUAACUUCCUCAAAUCAUAUCAGUGGGAAACCAAUCUUUAAGAAAGCGACGCCAAACGUUAAACUGGAAGACCUUCCACAGGAUCUGCUGUGCACCAUAUUAUCAAAGUUGCCUGCGAAAGAGGUUUCAAGAGCUACUGUUUUAUCAAGCAAUUGGAGAUAUAUCUGUGCUAUUUGCUGCUACAAAUUAUGUUUCGCUGGUGCUACCGGGUGUUGCCGUGAUACUUUUGAAAGAAAAGAAUACCUCCAGUACAUGCAGAAGUUCAUCGAUAAUGUCAAUACAGUCGUGCAAAAGUGCCAUGGCAAGUUGCUUGAAGAAUUCCAUGUCAGAUUCGAGUUUGAUGCAAUGCUGGUUGAUCCUCUAAAUAAAUGGGUUAAUUUUGCGGUAUUAUCACGGACAAAGAGCAUAGCUGUCAAUUUACGACCUAUUAACAAGAGACGUACAGAUGUUGAUCGCUACGCAUUUCCUUUUCACCUUUUGGAUAAUGGAAGCAACAUGUCUCAUCUGCAGUGUAUACAGCUUAGCUUUGUAUCUUUGAGACCACCAUCUGAAUUCAGAGGUUUCCCUAUCCUGAGAAAGCUUGAUUUGGAGUUUGUGGAUAUCGCUAUAAAGGACCUUCAAGUUAUAUUGUCCAAUUGCUAUAAUCUUGGAUGGCUGAGCUUAGUCAGAUGCUUCCUGAAUGGCGAACUAAAGUUGGAUCGUCCGUUGUCCCACCUUCGACACCUAACAGUUGUAUACUGUAGGGUGACCAGGAUAGAAUUUCAUGUUACGAAGCUCGUUACCUUUGUAUACGAUGGACCCAUUGUUCCUAUUUUCAUUAAUCAAGAUUCUAAGCUUGAAAAUGCAUAUAUAUGUUUUGACAAGACAAAUUUUCAAGAUGGUGCCAGUUCACUCCUCAAUGGUAUUCCGAGCGUUCAAAAUCUGACACUAAAAAUUUUCGACCAGCGCUUAGAGAAGGAAUCACUGUUGAAUAGCCCAGGCAAGUUAUCCCGUCUUAGGUGCUUACAGUUGGUAAUGGGAUUAGGAGUUCAAAAUAUCGACAAACUUUCUCGUGUAGUUUCCAUUCUGAGGGCAGCUCCGCUUAUCGAGAAGUUGGAGAUCAAUUUUUUUCCCACUACUCACAUCUGUUUUGCGGACAAGGAUGCUUUGGGCAAGCAGCACCUUCAGCUGUGUGAAUAUAAUUAUCUGAAGAAUAUGCAUAUGACAGCAUAUAAAGGGACAACAGGUCAACUUGAAUUUCUUCUGCAUGUUGUGGAAAAUGCCCCUGCGCUGGAGGAAUUAAUUGUGGACACUGCUUUACGGGAUUAUGAAGAGCAAUACGCAGGCCUAUAUUGCAGAAAGAAAGCAUGCGCAGAGCGCGCUGUGCAGCAUGCUAGAUCUUGUCUCGGUGGAAAACUUUCAGCAAAGGUGAAACUUUGUGUUAUGUAGGUAGGGCUGCUUUAGUCAGCAAGUUUGUGCGAUUGUCCAAGGGCUGUUGUGCCUGUUUCUGUUGAAAAAUUGCGCCAUCUCUAUGUGAGGCUGUGAGAAGUAUUUGUGAAUGAAACAAGUAAUAUGGGUAUGGUAGCUAGCUUGGCUAGAUAAAGAAAGAAGUUAGUUUCCACCUGCGCAGAUUUGAAGCAGCCUAGGUGACACGUUCUAUUUCAGCCUGUUUGGCAAUUUCAGAGUA
Molecule: messenger RNA, 1832 nt
Organism: Lolium perenne
Lineage: Eukaryota; Viridiplantae; Streptophyta; Magnoliopsida; Poales; Poaceae
Product: F-box/FBD/LRR-repeat protein At1g13570
Molecular function (GO): protein binding
Source: RefSeq, a predicted model, not a curated record